Molecule: messenger RNA, 2208 nt
Organism: Ruditapes philippinarum (Manila clam)
Lineage: Eukaryota; Metazoa; Mollusca; Bivalvia; Venerida; Veneridae
Product: alpha-amylase-like
Exons: 7
Coding region: 113-2191 (692 amino acids)
Biological process (GO): carbohydrate metabolic process
Molecular function (GO): cation binding; alpha-amylase activity
Source: RefSeq, a predicted model, not a curated record
UGACAGUGCUCAUAGAUAAAAUUCACGGUUUUGCAAAUUUUAUCUGUCUGCAUAAAAAGAUAAGGGAGACAGUUCAGAAAUUGGGUGCUAAGGGAGAAACUGUCACACGAAAAUGGGAGUGUUAAUUUAUGGUUUAAUUGUAGUUGUAUAUACAGCAUCUGUCCUUGGUGAGUACACGGACCCACAUUGUAAUGGUAAACAGGUAAUUGUUCAUCUGUUUGAGUGGAAGUGGUCAGAUGUCGCUCUAGAAUGUGAACGUUUCCUGUCCAAGAAAGGAUUCUGUGGCGUCCAGGUUUCACCAGCCAACGAGCACGUGGUUGUUACAUCUCCUCCUCAACCUUGGUGGCAAAGGUAUCAGCCGGUCAGUUAUAAAUUACACAGUCGUAGCGGUACCGAAGCUGAAUUUUCCGAUAUGGUUUCCAGGUGCAAGAAGGUUGGCGUCAGGAUAUUUGUGGAUAUUGUGAUCAAUCAUAUGGCUGGACUAGGACGAUCCGGUACAGGGACAGGAGGAAGUAGCUUUAAUAGUAAUAACUACGAUUUCCCAGGCGUCCCGUAUGUGCACGAGCACUUUAACAAUUACUGCAAGCUUAACAAUUACGGAGACCCUAAUCAGGUUAGGAACUGUUACCUUGUAGAUCUUACCGAUCUCAACCAAGGAAAUGAGUACGUAAGGAACAAAAUUGCUGGUUUCUUGAACAAGAUGAUUGAUAUCGGAGUAGCUGGCUUCCGUGUAGAUGCAGCCAAACAUAUGUGGCCGAAAGAUAUUCAAGGUAUACAGCAGAAACUGAAAGAUCUACCGGAAGGUGGUAGGCCAAUGUUUUAUCAUGAGGUAAUUGAUCAAGGUGGUGAACCUAUAAAAACAAGUGAAUACACAAGUCUUGGCUACGUCACAGAGUUCAGAUAUAGUAUAAAGCUUAAAGACGGCAUUCAAGACUUUGGACGACUAAGUGGGGUUGUGGACUAUGGAUGGGGGAUGACAGACUCUGCGCAUGCGCUUGUGUUUGUGGAUAACCAUGAUAAUCAAAGAGGACACGGGGGAGGUGGAUCAUUAAAUACACAUAAAAAGCCGAGAGAAUAUAAAAUGGCUGUAUCUUUCUUGUUAGCAAAUGACUAUGGGUUCGCUAGAAUAAUGAGCAGCUAUUAUUUUGGUACUAACACUGACCAGGGACCGCCACACAACGGAGACUAUUCUAUCAAAGAUGUUUCUAUUAGUGCUGAUGGACUGUCAUGCGGAAAUGGUUGGGUUUGCGAACACAGAUGGCGCCCUAUUGCAAACAUGGUAGCAUUUAGAAACGCCGUAGCUGGAACAACAAAAGGCAACUAUUACAACCAGAACAAUCAGAUAGCAUUUUCUCGAGGUAACAAGGGAUUUUUCGCUAUGGCCCGGGAUGGUCAUAUGGACGUCACGUUACAGACAGGUCUUCCUGCAGGGGAGUAUUGUGAUCUAAUCACUGAUUGUUCAAGAAAGAUAUCUGUUGAUAGCAGUGGUAGAGCUCAUAUUGUCAUAAAUAACCAAGAUGAACCAAUCCUUGCUUUUAUUGUAGGGUCAUCAAGUCCAGCUCAGGUUCCGGUCAACAACGUUGUAACCACGGUCAGUCAAGGCCCACCUCCAACCGCACCAGCUGGCUGGUCUAGGACGGUCAUAAUGAUAGAAAAACAAACACAAGUAGGACAGGAUCUGUUUGUACGCGGUGGUUUAGAUCAUGACACUCAUACAGGUUGCACAUCGGACGCUUCGACGAGCGCCUGUGCGAUACCGAUUCGAGCCCGGGAUAUUGGUACGAGUGCACAUUAUGCCAAAUAUAACGCGUGGUCAGCUCAUGAUGACCACUUGGACUGGUAUGGUAGUGAGGCUAACCAAGGCACGUAUCAUGGCACGAUGGCACAGGGAACACCAGCGGUAUGGACAACAAAUGCACCGGGACAAGCAGGGCAUAGUGAUCUUAACACAUAUGGACAGCAUUAUUGGUUGGUGGAUGUAGACAUGGACUGUAGUAAAACAGAAAAUGGUUGGUUCGAGAUAAAAGCCGUCGUAAACGGGCAGUGGGAAGGCAACAUUAGGUCUGGUGCAUGUACAGGAAGUGGGGCUGGUGCAACUCCUAGACAAACAAACAAUCACUGGGCCCGAUGUGGCAUGUUGAACAUCUACCAUUUUAACUCUGCAUCGUGUGAAAUAAAAAAUAUUCCAUAAAUAUUAAGAAAAAUGGU